Molecule: messenger RNA, 1488 nt
Organism: Rhinocladiella mackenziei CBS 650.93
Lineage: Eukaryota; Fungi; Ascomycota; Eurotiomycetes; Chaetothyriales; Herpotrichiellaceae
Exons: 2
Coding region: 1-1488 (495 amino acids)
Source: RefSeq, a predicted model, not a curated record
AUGUCCUACCAGUACACCGUGACUGAGCGCAGGCGAAGGACGGCAACCAGCAAGUCCUCGAGCAACAGGUCUACAUUUGGCUUCUGGGUGCCAUUGGUCCUUACCGUUACAGCAGCCACUAUCGGCAUUGCUGCAUGGGUAUGGAGUGAACGGCGCGAUGACGAAGAGGAAUCGAGUGAUGAGGAACAUUAUCCUGGUGGUGUUCCACCUCCUGGCUAUGCCAGCAUGAGCGGCGCACUCCCUGCUCAACCAAUGCAGCCACCGCCAGGUGGAUUCCCGCCGCAAGGGUCGAUGAUGCCUGGUCCGCCGCAGCCCGGAGGACUUCAAGGACCUCCUCCGCCCGGGGGGUUUCAGGGCCCACCGCCAACCGGUUUCCCAGAUGACGGAGGACAGUGGCGUUCCGCCCGCUCCACUGCUGUAGAGCGACAAGAGGAGACUGGUUUGGUCGCAAGAAUGUCGAGCGCACUUGGAUUCGGCCGUUCAGCUACCCCGCCCAAUGACCAGACACAAGGCGCCAAUCAAUCCUACGACUGGGCGAACAAGCCAUUUUCAUCCGGAGUUGCUGCAGCAGGCGCAAUGUUCAGUACGGCCAUCAAUUCACUUAGUGGAGGAGAUAGAGAGGCGUUUGAGGAUCAGGAACGAUGGAGCGAGGAAGCUGAACAGCGCGACAACGACCGAGACAUAAAGCACGGGAUACGAAGGCGGGGCACGGCGGAUGAAUUCUUUUCUGGAAAUGUCGAUAUGCCUAAAACGGCGUCAAUUUCUAGCCGCAAGCAAAAGACGGUCGCUAUUGUGGUCUCUGCUGUUGGACUCGAAGCCGAUGGUGAGACGGACGUCGGCCAGCAUGCAUCGAUACUCGCACAUCUCCCAGAAUACAUCGACCCGGAUUUAACCCGUGUGUUUGUUCUCAUCUAUGCGCCAGAUUUGAAAACACAUCCACUCAGUCCGGUGGCCGCAAGGAGGCCUUCACAAUCCAUGACGUCGUCCUUCUCCAAUAUCAGCCAGACGGAUGCUCAUACACCUGCCCAGACACCAGGAGAUUUCCCCUCUGGAACAGACGAAGGAAUUUUGUCCCACGUGGAGCCCAACCCCAUCGACGACUCAUCGUCCCUCUACAAAACCCUCUACAACCAGGCCAUGGCAAUUGUGGAUAGGGAUAACAUGAUCCUACCAUACACUACUCCGAACGGGCACAAGCACAUCCUGCGAAGCCUUGCCCCUGAAGUGGUAUACAUCCAAGAAUCGCUCUGUGGCCGGGACGGCGAGAUUGUAUCUGAUCUCUCCGGCUGGGUCCGUCAGACUGUCGUCGUCAUUGGAGAUGAGGGCGGCCAUGGCGGUCUCAUCGACACGGAUGACGAGUCUGUAACCAAAAAGCCAGAGACCUGGUGGCAGAAAGAGGAACGGACUGGGUUGGGCAAGCGUGUUGCCGUAGUGGAGAGUUUGAAAAUUGGGGAAGACUGGCAGAGACGGGUCAACGACCAAGACUGA